AUGGCAACCCUUAAUGACGCACCCAAUGAUAAGGCUAGUUUGGCACAAAGUAAAAUAAAAAUAGGUACAGUACACCUUGCAAUGCAAGAACGCUUCAGGGACAGUUCCACUGAACUUGAACCAAACAGAACGGAUUGGCACAACAUUUUAGAAGAAGAGUUAAACUCAAACAACACCUCUUCACAAGGUCUUAUAGAUGUUUGGAAAGAAAACGCGUCUGAACAUCUUUCGGAAAAUUCAUCAGAACCAUCAUCAUAUCCUUGCAUAGAAGAUUCUAGACAUAUUACUAAGAAUAAGUUAUUAUAUGAGAAAAGUAAUCUAACUAAGGAUUUCUUGUCUCAAGAUAAGAAUAAUUUAGAAACAAUAUUAGAAAUUGAAAAUUCUAGAGAAUAUAUAACAAAAGACAGCAAUAAAAAUACUAUGUUUAGUGUAAAAAAAUCAAAGAUUGCAAUGCAACAAUAA
Messenger RNA from Cetraspora pellucida, 462 nucleotides. Lineage: Eukaryota; Fungi; Glomeromycota; Glomeromycetes; Diversisporales; Gigasporaceae. The record is from the annotation of a GenBank genome assembly.